Miscanthus lutarioriparius is the source of this 2409-nucleotide messenger RNA. The record is from the annotation of a GenBank genome assembly. NCBI's taxonomy places the organism in Eukaryota, Viridiplantae, Streptophyta, Magnoliopsida, Poales, Poaceae.
AUGUCAGUGUUGCAUUCAUCCAAUGAGAAGUUCCAAGUUUCUACAGCCGACUUUUGGGAUGGCAUUCUUUCCUUGGAUGAGGCUGGUAAACCGCUGGUCAACGUUGGGUAUUUUCCAAGUUACUCUGUUCUAAAACGUGCUAUGCUGAGCUAUGGGUAUCUAUUUGAUACUCCAGGCACUAAGGCUUCAACCUCUGGAAGCACUGCUGCAGGUAGCUCUGAUAAUGGUCCGCCUCAUAACAUCAUUUCUUGGUUAAGAGUUGUAUCUGCUGGCCGCAAAAUCAGGUCACAUUUAUACAUGAUGAGUACGCACAAAAUGGAUUAUGAAGCUAGCAUGCACGAUGUCUUGGAGCGCUUGCUACAUGAUGAAAGUGCAAAGCCAUGUGCACUGCCACUAUCACUUCUAAGAGCCAUCACAAAUAAUUUCAAUGGUGCUUGGGAAAUUGGAAGGGGUGAGUUUACUGCAGUUUACAAGGGUGUGCUUCGAAAUGGAACAGUCGCUGUGAAGAAGAUGAAUCAUGAUCCGCGAGAAGAUGAGCAAAUAUUCCAAAAUGAGCUCAGUUGUCACAUGGGGUUGAAGCACAAGAAUAUAGUCCGAUUACUGGGAAAUUGUGCUGAAGCACAGUCGGAGAAGCUGGAGCACAAGGGAAAAAUGAUCUUGGCAGAAAAGCUUGAAAGGCGCAUUGAGGAUACGCUCGUGGAUGAAAAAAUGGGGACAUGGAAAUAUACGGCACCUGAAGUCUUAGAUAAGAGAGUGGUCACAUUGAAGGCGGACAUAUACAGCCUUGGUGUUCUAAUCAUGGAGAUACUGACAGGGCAGAAGGAAUAUUGCGUAGUAGAGAAUGUACUCAAAAGCUGGGCUGACAGAUUGGGAACAUCACUAGAAGACACGCGCUUGGAACAAAUACGAGUAUGUGCUGAGAUUGCCAUAAGCUGCCGCAACCGUGACCCUGAGAAGAGACCAGAUGCAGGGCAUAUAAUCAAGAUGCUCGAUGAAACGGAAAGUACGGAUCAGUUUACCGAACCUGAUGAAAAGGAAUCUGUGGACGAGUUUAAACCUGAUGAACAGACUAUGGAUCUGAACAUACUCGAGCGUGUAGUAGCUGGAAGCGAGGAACCAAGCCAUCUAGAUUUGUCACUUCUACAGAGCAUCACAGAAAAUUUCUCUGAGCAGAGAAAAAUUGGUGUUGGUGGAUGUGGAGACGUUUACAAGGGCAUGCUUCGAAAUGGAAUUGUUGCUGUGAAAAGGCUUUUCAACAACCGAACAAUUAAAGACAAGAUGUUCCAUCGGGAGGUUCAAAGUUUGAUCACGGUUAGGCACAAAAAUAUAGUACGAUUUCUAGGUUAUUGUUCUUUUACGGAAGAACGCGUGUCAAUAUUUGAAGGAAGAACAAUUAUGGCUGAUAUACGGGAAAGGUUGCUCUGUUUUGAGUACAUAAGCAACGGUGACCUUGAGAGCCAUCUCACAGAUGAACUGAGGGGACUUGAAUGGCAUACUCGUUAUGAAAUUAUUGUGGGGAUCUGCAAAGGUUUGCUCUAUCUUCACAAGGAGAAGGAUAUCGUCCACAUGGAUCUCAAACCUGCGAAUAUACUGCUAGACGAUCUCAUGGUGCCCAAAAUUACAGAUUUUGGUCUAUCGAGACUUGACAAUAAUUCACAAGCAGCGACCACAUCGCGUCUUAUGUCACCAAUAUAUUGUGCUCCAGAAUACUUUCUCGAAGGCAAAUGGUCCAGCAAGUCAGAUAUAUAUAGUUUGGGAGUAAUGGUUACAGAGCUGGUGACAGGAAGUAAAAAGGGGACCGAUCUUACCAAAGUACUUAGAAGAUGGAGGCACAGGUGGAUUAAAUCAUCAAAGCAUACACCCUUGGGUUAUCAACAAGUGACAAAAUGCCUCGAGCUGGCCCAAAGAUGCAUCCAAAUUAACCCGACAGCCAGACCUGACAUAGUAUACGUAAUGGAUGAGCUCAACACAAUAGGUAGUAAGGGUGGCCAAUUGCAGGAAAUCCCUUGCCUGGAGGACAUGCUUGGGAUUGAGCCGCUGGAAAUACACUUCCCCUUUAAACUUGACCCGCAGAUAUCACACUCAAUUGAGCUGACCAACGAUACGGAUGAUUACAUUGCCUUCAUGACAAAGGCAAGGUCACGCCGCUUCCGCAUAGAGCCAGACAAGGGCAUUGUCCCACCAGGAUCCAAGUGUAGUGUCACCGUAACAACGCAAGCACAGGUCAAUGCACUGCCAAAUAAUCACCACAAGGAGGAGAUCACCGUGCUGAGCACCAGAGUAGAUGGAGGUCUUGCUGCUAUGGAUAUAACUGGAGACGUGUUCAUUGAGAAGGAGGGUACUGUGGUUGAUGAGGUGAAUGUGAUGGUUGUUUUUGACAAACCACCACUGGCUGAUGAGGAAUCCUGA